AUGGUCGGCUGCCUGGAGACACGACAACUACUGGUCACAUUGCUAUUGGCCCUUGGCUUUUGCCUUGGCGGUUCGAAGGAUGCAGUUCCGGACGCGGAUGCCAAGUGGAUGGCCCCACUCAAGCAGUAUGGAUAUACGCCGCAGCAUCUGAAGAACAAAGUGGAGCACGGUGAAUUCACCACCUUCGAACUGGGCACCCCCAACUACCAGAUCCUCAAUCCCGAAGACGAACCGGAGUACAUAACUGCGGAUCAACCGCAUUACCAGGAGAUGCUGAGGCGACUUACCAGUGGCAGAAGUGCAGCUGAGACCAUUGAUGUGGAAAUGGCAAGUCGCACGGAUGCAGCUCAAGCUGUUUCAGAUCAAAAUCAAUCCAAGAAACCAUCGAAAAUUCAAGUGACAGUUAAACCAAAGACACAACUAAAACAAAAUCGCACGGAGAAACUGAGGAAGCGCAGCUCCAUCGUAAGGAGACGUGACCACAAGGAAACCAUGGAGCAAAGUUUCUUCUCGGAUUUUCAGGUUUACCGAGGUUUACCCUUCCAAAGUCGUGUGGCCAAUCUUAAUUAACCAAAAAUUAGUCACGUCAUAGAAAUUUGGAAAUUUGAUUUUAUGUGAUCUCUGGUGAUUUGGAUAAUGAAUAAAUUGUACCUGGUAAUUUGAA
Drosophila yakuba is the source of this 664-nucleotide messenger RNA. RefSeq lists its product as uncharacterized. The record is from RefSeq and is a predicted model, not a curated record. NCBI's taxonomy places the organism in Eukaryota, Metazoa, Arthropoda, Insecta, Diptera, Drosophilidae. The transcript has a single exon. The coding region runs from base 1 to 570 and encodes 189 amino acids.